UUCACUGUCCGCUUGGUUGUGGUGCUGCCGCCAAGUUGCCUUUCAGAGUGAUUGUGAAGCCACCAUGGAGACCCAUUCGGAGGCACUGCCUCCCCCUCCUGUGGGACUGCCGACAGUCCUGCAUCCCUUGGGCAUCGAGCCUGUGAAGGAGGAGGUCCAGUUCGCUGGGAAAAUCAUCCGGCUCCAUUGCCAGAAGCCAAAGACAUUGUUGACUUCUGGAGAUGGCCAUGCCACACAGCACAAGAAGGCCAAGGAGGGAAAGUAUGAAUAUGCUUUGCCGCUGCGAUUCCCUCCUUCGUUGCCGCUGCUUCUGUGGUGGGCCGUGCGCGAAGAGCCAGAUCAACAUAUUGGUGCCACUGGGCCCGCUUCGCAGAACGGAGUAGACCCAACCAGCGAUGAACUUGCAGCAAUGGUGUCUCUGAAAGAGGUCGUAGCCUGGUCAGACCUCGAGGGGGACUGCGAUGAUGAGUCCACAGUUUCUGUCUCCUUUCUGGUGCUCAUCGGUGGCAAGAGCAUUACGAAGCCCAGAUCUUUGAGCACGGCCAGAGACGCUGACUUUCAGGCACUACUGGCAAGUUGGCGCAUACCCACUGGAGUUGCUGCAGAGACAAGAGCUCCGACCUUGGUGGAGACAGGCCAAGCACAGCUCUUUAUGCGUGCAUGUCAACUGGUGGGGGGAUGUGGGCAGACCAUUCAGCAGAUGACAGCAGCAAUUGCGGCGGCAAAAGCAGCACCUGCAACACCGGGUCCAGCACAGACACCAUCACCGGCACGAAAGGUGAAGUUGAAUGCAGUGGCAUCUCAGGUGGAUGAUACUGAGAUCAAGCUGCUUGGAGAAUCAGAGCUGGUUGCAAUGUAUGCUGAGUAUGAACGUGUGUAUGGUGCAGGUGAGAGGCCGGCGAAGGAUUGCGAGCCGACAUCAGAACAGAUUUCUGCAAUUGUUCAUCUGCUGGACAGUGGCCUCCCACCAUUUGCUGACUUUGCAAUAUUCGGCCCAUAUGGUCACAGAAUUGAGCGCAAGCUGAAAUUGUCUGGUGUUGCAAUUGGACGAGACGGAUUCAUACGACAGGUCGAGCUUCAUGGACCACCGAACAUUGGAACUUGGCUGGCUUCGUACAAUGUGCUCAUGACAAUUCUGGUGAUGCGCAAAGCUGUGGACUUGGGAGUGCUGCUGAAAUACAGGAGUCAUGUGGAGAGACUACAUGAUCGGUACUCCGACAAAAUAUGGGCAGUGCUGUACCAAGCAGAGACCAGAUGCAGAUUGGAACUGAUGGAUCGGCUCAGACGUGAAGCUGUAGCAGAACAUGAAGCUACAGUGCGAGCAGGAGGUGUUUCCAACUUUGAUCCUGCGAGGCCGUGGAAUACAGCUUGGUUGAGGGCAACCAAUCAAGAGGCUUUCUGGCGAGAGGAAGUCAUCGAGCCUGGCAUGCUUCUGUUGACAAAGGUGGCUGGACUCAAUGAGGUGGUGGAGGGCGAUGCAACAGUGAAAGGCGCAGACUCUGACAUUCAAGGUGACAGAGAGGUACAGAUUGCCGGCACUAUGAAUUUGGAUAAAUGUUCAACUACAGCCAUGGAACCCUUGAGGAACAAAAUCGAGGGUUCGGUGGACGAUCGAGUUCAGUACAGAGUGCUAUAUCUCUUCAGUGGUCCGAGACGCCCAGGUGACGGAUUUGAACAGGCCUGCAUGGAGCUUGGGAUGAAAUGCACUUGCGUUGAUGUUGAAUACAAUCCCAAGCAGGACCUUCUCUGUCAAGAUUACUGGGAGAGCUUGCAGAAUGAAAUGGACCAGUACGAUGCAUAUCUCAUGAGUCCACCUUGCUGCACGUUUUCUAUAGCAAGGAGCGGAAAGGGUGAUGGACCUGGACCUCUUAGAGGAACAACUGGAACUGACAGGUAUGGGCUUAAACACUUGACAGCGGAGGAGAAGACCAAAGUACGAGAAGGCACCCUUCUGUCCAGAAGGGCGCACUCCACGGCAUCGAGGGCGCAACUUCAUGAGAAGCCGUGGAUUCUUGAACAGCCACACUGGAGGCCGGGUGGCACCUCCAUGUUUAUGUUGGAUGAAUUUGUUCAGCUUGCUGGUCAAGAUGAUGUGAACUUCCAUACCUUCGAUCAGUGCGAAUACAGUUGUGAGUUUCAGAAGACUACGGACUUGCUUUCAAAUAUCCAGGCGGACAUCAUGGCCCCCUUUUCCAAGAGGUGUUCUCAUGAGAAGAAGUGGUGGACCAUACCAUGGAGUGGCAAGACUUCAUACUCCAGCCACCCACCGCUGAAAGGAAGACAGAAGGCCGUUCUGAGUGAUGAAUGGGACGCAAGCAUGCUGCGGGACAAAGAGCCGUGGGGUGACUUUCUCACCAGAUCAACUGCAGCAUAUCCAGCAAUGAUGAAUCAACAGUUGGCCAAGUGCAUUAGAGCGGCUUGUGACAGAACUGCAAAAGCGAAGCGGAAUCGUCAGCAACAGGCUGCUGAAUGUUCAGAUCACCUUCGAGUCGGAGCUCUUGAUCCCAAGAUCACACAAGCAGAGCCUUUGAAGGGUGAAUGCGUGAGACCAGAGGUCAGUGACAUGAACAGCCUGAGGAACAUCCACAAGUCCAUCAACAGCAGAAUGUUGUUCAUUGGGAAACAGGUGCAGAACUUGAUUGAGUCGGCACUGGACGAACAUGGUGAACUACAAGAUGAGCUGGUUGGAUGUUUGGGAGAACGAACAGAGUUCUCGGAUGAUGUGAAUAACAUGGUAGAUUCACUGAGGCUUCAAGUAUGCGAGUUGUUGGUCAGAAACAGGCGUCCUGAUAUGAACAGCCACUGCAGCGUAGACCAGGUUUGCAAUGAGGAUUACCAGACUGUAGUCAGAGGUGAGUUGAUGUGGUACUGGUCACAAUGCGUUGGUGACCCGGCUACGAACGUUGCAAGGUGGCUCAUCGAUGGUGCUCCAGCUGGCAUUACUCAGGACACAUCAGCGUUGGACGGUGUCUGUCCCAGAGUAGAUGAUGAUACAGAGGAAGGUUUCUUUGACCUCACAACUGACUAUGAUACCUUUCUCAACUACUCUGGAGUGGAAGAGAACGAUGAAGCGUUCCAAACGUUGCAGUCGUAUGCUGACAAAGGAUACUUGAGAGUCUUCGACAAACUGGAGGACCUGGAAAGUCAUGUAGGAGCAAAGCCUACUUUGUCGAAGAUUGGAUGCAUAGUGAAGCAGAAAACCAACUAUGCAACUGGUCUGGUCACCAAGAAGACCAGGAUUAUUCUGGACUGCAAACGGUCGCAUGUUAGCAAGGUUGCAACGAGGGAUGGAGACGGAGUUGCGUUGCUUGUGGCGGAUGUCAUUGAUGCUUUCUGGCUAGUGCCUCUUCACAAAUCAGAGCGGAGGUACUUCUGUGCGAAGCUGCGCAACAAAUUCUUCUGCUUUCACAGGACGGCACAAGGAAGCAGAGCUGCUCCUCUCACCUUUGCAGCCAUCAUCGCAUUGGCAUCCCGAUGGGUACAAAGCACAGUGGCGACGCCUCGCCAUAUGGGUAUGCACACUGAAGAAGCAAGGGUCCAGACAUAUGUGGAUGACCCUCUGGUAACAAUUCGGGGCACUCCUGAACGUCAAAGACGGCUUACAGCUACAGUUCUCAUUGCCUGGAUGAUCAUGGGAUUUCCAAUUGCAGUGCACAAAGCCACAUUGAGCACCAAGCUCACGUGGAUUGGAGUUGAGCUGUCGGUACUUGCUGAAGGAGUUGAAGCCGUGGUGCCGCAGGACAAAGUGCUGGAAUUGAAUGAGAUUCUGCAAACUAUGCUUCAAUCCAAUGUUGUGCCGAAGCGGACAUUGAGAACUGUGAUUGGGAAGGCCAUGUCUAUCGCCUCAGUGUUGUUUUGCUGGAGGCCAUUCAUACAGGAGUUGUAUAUGGCCCUCUAUGUCAAGGACUCUUGUGCACCAAAGGAAUGCAUCUGGACCAAACAGGUGAGACACACCAUCCUAUGGCUCCUCACUUUUCUUCGAGAUGAGAUGGCUGGAAUCCGAAGAAUUUACACAGUCAGGAGCUUUCAACAUCAGCUCCCUCUCGUCACCAUUACGUGGGAUGCUUCACCCUUUGGCAUGGGAGCAACGUUACAACUUGGUGAUGUUUUCGUUGAAUACUUUGCCAUCCAGAUUGACUCGCUGGAUGAGGAGACACUCCAAGUUAAAGCUGGCAUCCAUGAAGGUCAGCAAACAUGGGAAGCGUUAGCUGGAUUAGUGUCACUUCGACACUGGAGAAGUUCAUGGUAUGGCCAGCGUGCAAGGCUGCAGGUUCGAUCAGACAACACUGGAGCGCUGUCAAUGUUGUCGAAGCUGAAGGGCGGAUCCAAAGCGCUUACCUUGAUUGCAAGGGAAUUUGCGCUUGACCUGGGACAGGCUCAGUGGAAGCCGGAUGUGAUUACUCACGUCCCAGGUCUGGCCAACAAGAACUGCGAUGUUCUUAGUCGCAAAUGGGAUCCGUCCAAGAAGUUCGAACUGCCAGAUGCCUUGAGAAUGGCCAGAGAGGUUUCUCCAGUCCAAAGAACGAGAAGCUGGUGGAAGACGCUUGCGUUUGAAGAUGAAUUUUUGGCACCCGGCAGGUCGGAGGGUGGUAGCUUUGAUUUGAAAUCAAAGCGCAAACGGGGUGACAUGCCCGUUGUGAGGAAAGUGGACAAAGGAGACUUGGACAGAGCAGUGAGAGCGACUUGUAGCUCUGAUACCAAACAGGCUGCGUUGGAUCACCUGUUGUCAGAUAUGUAUGCUGCAACAUCAAAGAAACCCAGGGAUGCGCUCCUUAAGACCUGGGUGAAACUGCACGUCUCUUGGUUUGGGGAAGAAGGCUGUCAACCUUUUCCAUUGAAUGAGAUCAUUCUGGUCAGAGUAUCUGCCAUGUUCAAAGUUGGCGGAUACAGGAGUUUCAAGAAUUAUCUCAGCCGUGCGAAGGAUCACCACCUUCAGCUUGGAUAUCAAUGGAGCGAGGCCUUAAAUAGGACAUCACAGAAAUGUGUGAGGUCUGUGCUACGAGGUCUUUCAGGAGCAUCACGUUCGGAGGCUUUUGAUCUGAUGGCGAUCGUGUCCACCCUCAGAGCAUCUGAUGGUUGUCUGGCAGAAGGAGGACCACAACAACCUUUGGCGCUCAUUGUCUGUGCAACCUACUUCAUGCUACGUGAGCUGGAAGCUUCAGCUGUUGACAGGAAGAAGAACGAGCUGCAGAUCCAGAGCUUCAGGCGCAGUGAGUCAUCUAAGCCCUUGGGCCUAGGGCCAUUCGCAAACACUGAAGAGGUCGUGAACACGCGGAUCUGA
Cladocopium goreaui is the source of this 5281-nucleotide messenger RNA. Lineage: Eukaryota; Dinophyceae; Suessiales; Symbiodiniaceae. The record is from the annotation of a GenBank genome assembly.